GCCUCCAUGACGGUGCCGGUGUAUAUUGCGGAGUCGUCUCCCCCUCACCUGCGUGGUCAGCUGGUGACCGUGAACACGCUCUUCAUCACUGCCGGGCAGCUCGUGGCCAGUCUGAUGGGAGGAGCUUUCAGCUACCUGCACCGCGGCGGCUGGAGGUACAUGCUGGGUCUGUCGGUGGUUCCGGCGGUGCUGCAGUUCCUGGGUUUCCUGUUCCUGCCCGAGAGCCCGCGCUGGCUCAUCCAGAAGGGUCUGACCCAGAAGGCCCGGCGCGUGCUCAGCCAGAUCCGCGGGAACCAGAACAUCGACGAGGAGUACGACAGCAUCAAGACCAGCAUCGAGGAGGAGGAGAAGGACUGUGGAGGAGAGGGUCCAGUGAUCUGGAGGAUGUUGUCCUACCCCCCUACCCGACGGGCGCUCAUCGUGGGUUGCGGCCUUCAAAUGUUCCAGCAGCUCGCGGGCAUCAAUACAGUCAUGUACUACAGCGCCACCAUCCUGCAGAUGUCGGGAGUGCGGGACGAUAAGCUGGCCAUCUGGCUGGUGACGGUCACCGCAUUCUCAAACUUCCUCUUCACGCUGCUCGGCGUGUGGUUGGUGGAGAGGGUGGGCCGACGCAGACUCACGCUGGGGAGCAUCAUAGGUACGGGUCUGAGUCUGUGUCUGCUAGCCGUGGGCUUCUUGCUGUCUGCCCAGCACAGCCCUGCAGUCACGCUGCACCCCACUGGCCCCACGACGCUCAACUCCACCUGCGCAGCACACCUGUCCUGUGAGCCCUGCAUGCUGGACCCCAGGUGUGGGUUCUGUUACCGUGAGAACGGGUCAGCGGUGUUCUCUUCCUCCUGUGAGCCGGUCAAUGGAGCGUCCACUGAGAGAGCAGCGUGGGGCAGGUGCUCCAACGUGACGGUGCUGAAGGAACACACCUACUGGGCCUAUAACUUCUGCCCCACGUCCUACUCAUGGCUGGUGCUGUUAGGGCUGGUGCUCUACCUGGCCUCCUUUGCUCCAGGGAUGGGUCCGAUGCCGUGGACGGUGAACUCCGAGAUCUACCCGCUGUGGGCCAGAAGCACAGGCAACGCCUGCUCAGCCGGUACCAACUGGACCUUCAACGUCCUGGUGUCCCUCACGUUCCUGCACAUGGCACAAUACCUGACCUACUAUGGAGCAUUCUUCUUGUACUCAAGCUUUGCUUUGCUGGGGUUCCUGUUUAUUUACGGCUGUUUGCCCGAGACCAAGGGGCGGAGGUUGGAGGAAGUGGAGUCUCUGUUCGAGAACCAGCUGUGCUCCUGUGGCGUCACCGACUCUGACGAGGGUCGGCAGGUGGAGUACAUCCGGGUCAAAGGUAGCAAUUACCACCUGUCUGACAACGACGCCUCCGACGUGGAAUAGACUGGCUAAGAAUGACUACAGAAGCCUGCCAACACAUACACACACACACACACAAACACACACACACACUGGCCAACACAGUCACGUGCACACACAUACAGUACACACACACUAUACUGUCUUUGGUCCUUAAACCCUGGACCAUGUCGUAGGAGUGAAGUGGGGGGUGAUUGGCUGCUCUACACCUGCAUGAUGGGUGGGCUGCCCCUAUCAGCCCAAUCAGGUUCUGUCUUAGUCAUGACAUCACCACUAGAGUCAGAGGAGACCGUGAAGGAGGAAGGGUAAUUCUGUUUAAAAGCCAGACGUCAGCGUAGUACAAAGCUAUCCGUGUCUUAACGAACAGUGUCUCCAUUUUGAGUUCUCACACGUGCUCCUGCCACACUCGACAGCUGUGUUAGUACUGUGGUGACUGUUGCUGUGACUGUAUUGUAACAUGUAGACCGGACCAGCUUACAAACACCAACUUGCAUACCCCAGGGUGCUGGACACACACCUGCUGCCUCCUACAGGCUGCUUAUUCGGUUCGGGUCUUAUUCGGUUCGGGCCCAAGCUGAGCCUGAAUUCUACCCAGAGCUCUUCAUGGCCAGGUGUUUCUUUAGCAAACAGCAUAUGAUACAUGACUACCAGGUCAUUCAUAUUAUCCAAACAAGAGUACCUCAGGUACAGUAAAAUGGACAGGGAGUAUUCAAAUCAACGUAUAGUGCCCAAACCAGAUUGCCUUUGUCUAAUGAGAACUUCCUCAGAAACAGAAGCAUUUGACCAUGGUUGUAUUGCCUCAGGAGGGCCAAUGGCUCUCCAGUGCCAUUCGGCUUUGUGUUGGCCACAUAACAUUAUACUCGUUAUAUAGACGUUACCUCUGCACACCUGUAUCAGGUUUGUAGGAUCAAAACAAUCGAUAUAGAUACACUACAUAAUAUAUGAGAUCUUGUUUUCCCCUCUAAACUCUUGAACUGCGCUGUAAAUAAUGAACCUGUAUUCAGUGGUUUUACUCAACAGAUUUUAUUUCCGUUGUUAAAGAAUCAACCUAGCUAGAGGCUAUUUAGCUAAUGCUAAAUGCGAUUUAUUUGGUCUUAAAGGGAAACUCUGCUGUAACAACAACCUAGAAAGUCUGUACAAGUCGACUACCGAACUCUUCUCCUUUUGCGUCCGUUGACAGUAGCUUGUGCCACAUUCAGUAAUCGACAUACAGAUGUUCUCCACACAAAAUGACAGCAAGCGCAAGGUAAUGCACCGACUGCACAAACAUUUGUUUUUUAUGCUCUUUCUUUACGCUUAAAAAGGUAAAAAUAUGUCAGUUUGUCUCCACUGUAGCAUACUUAGCAUGAACCUAUUGCCUCCAUAGUAGCAUCGAUAGCAUGAUUUGGUUAAUGGCUUUAAAAAGCCAUUUACUUUUGUAAAUUUGCUAAAUUUGCCACCAAAGGCUAUGCUAUAUGCUAUUCAGUUGUUACUGCAUAUUCCAGUCUUACUCAAAAUUCCACCGAUUGAUGUUGUUUAGAUCCCAAAUGAAAAUGUACACACAUCAUCAUCCAGGAAUAGGUUGUUGUUAGACAGGAGUUUACAGUAUCUUAAAUGGCCAUUUGUUUUCUAUCUAUUUAUUUUUUCUUUAUGCCGAAUUUAAUUUCUUGUCUUCCUUCAUGGCCCUUAGUACAAAAGGCAGAGUAUAUCUGUUUGUGAACAUGACUAAGUGAGAGUAUUUGUUUUUGAAAUUACAAAGAGAACCAUUCUCUGCAGUGUUCUGUUUUAGAUAUUGUAGUUGUGAGUGAGUUUAUUUCUCUCUCUGGUAGUCAAGCACACAGAUGUCUGUGACUAGCUGACCUGGAAAGUGGUUGUCAUAUCAUUGCUGAAGUUAAACUUGUGUAUUAUGGGUAACGUUAAAUUAAAGCGGAAUUGUAGCUAUUGUAGAGGUACAAAAUGACAAUAGCGCCAUGCUCUCACUCUGACCACUAGCUACUGGUUACACCGCUAACUGACUGAUCCGAUUGUGAUCCGCAUAGAAUUUUAUUCAAUGAAGCAGAUAGUAUUGAAUAGUAUGUUUGGUCAUCUGUGGUCCAUGAAGCAGAGCACAUUAUCCAUAAAACUUGCACUGUGUUUCAAAGUAAAUAGAGGAACUCAAUCAGGGUGUUUAGCGACUAAAACGCAACAAACACAAUUCAGUUAGCCUCUACGUGUCUGCUUGCUAUUUUUUUCCCUUGAGUGCUGCACAGACCUUGUCUCUAAGACAAGCACACUUUACAUAGUAUAUUGUGUGACGUUACUCAUGUGUUUUUAAGUGCACAGGUUAAAGUUUUAGAGGAGGCACACGUCUCAGACAGACUACAUUUCCUCCUGUCGAGGUUAAUUUUUAGAUAACGUGAUUGUAGAUCUAUAGAAGAUCUAGAUAAUCUGAUUGUCGAUCUGUAGAAUUACAUCAUGAGCUGUACAUGUGGCUCCAAGAGAGCCACUAGUGUUUAUUAAUGUGAUAAAUUCAAAUUUCACAUUGCACUUUGGUGUAGACCAAUAACAUUCAUGCACAUCACACACACUAAGUCCACAGGUAUAUUGAUGAAUUUUGUUUCCAUUUUCAGAAAGGGAGAACAUCCAUGUUGUUUUUUUGAUUUACACAGUUUAAAAUGUAGUGUUUCUACUGUACAUUCAAAACUUGUGAUGACCCAUUCGCCUCCAGUGCUGUACAGUACAUUUCAAUAGUGUUGCUGUAAAUGUUUUGCUAGAAAUUUAUAUUCUAUAAAACUAAAUUAAAUAUAUUAAUGACAAUUUCAAAAACUUGAAUCUGUACCAGGAAAAAAAAAGAAUAAAAAAAAAAUAUCAAACGUG
Molecule: messenger RNA, 4194 nt
Organism: Alosa alosa (allis shad)
Lineage: Eukaryota; Metazoa; Chordata; Actinopteri; Clupeiformes; Clupeidae
Product: proton myo-inositol cotransporter-like
Exons: 9
Coding region: 7-1383 (458 amino acids)
Biological process (GO): transmembrane transport
Cellular component (GO): membrane
Molecular function (GO): myo-inositol:proton symporter activity
Source: RefSeq, a predicted model, not a curated record